Molecule: messenger RNA, 926 nt
Organism: Lottia gigantea (owl limpet)
Lineage: Eukaryota; Metazoa; Mollusca; Gastropoda; Lottiidae
Exons: 2
Coding region: 1-582 (193 amino acids)
Source: RefSeq, a predicted model, not a curated record
AUGAAAGAAGGCAAUUCAUCAGAUGUACUCGGUGAUGAGCAGUUUAAGAAAAUAUUUAAAGAAGCUGGAUGGCCUGUGAGAUAUGGAAGUGCUAUUGUGAUAACUAGUGGUGUUAUAACUGGAAAUAUUUUCAAUAAUCACUACAGAACAAUCUGUCGAAUGGGUAAAGCUUUUCGGAUGACAACAUUGAUACCUGUUGCUCUGUUUUGCCCUUUAUUUGGAGGAAUACUUCAUGCUGCUGAAGUAAACAAACUUAUUUUAAAGAAAAAACUUAAAUUGGAAUGUCCUGUUUGUUAUGAACUAAAAUCUGGUUUUGUUCAACUUAUAGCUGGUGGAAUAUAUCCACUAUUAACAGCGUUUGUUUGCUGCACUGGUUUAACCAAAAAACACAAGCCAAGUAAUCUACAGAAAAUUGGAAUGUUUGACACCACUUCAAAAUUAUCACAAUUUAAUAUGGUCUUACCUAAAAGAUUAGCCCUGUCUUUGUUUCUGUUUAAUUUUGUUAUUGGUGCUAUAAUUGCUCAGUUGGAAUUAAGGUCUUUAUUAGAUCAGAUGAAAGAAGAAGGAAAUCAGACAGACUGAAAGAAUUUUGAGUUGGUUUUAACAAUAUUUGGAUUAUGAAAACAUUCAUAGGAAUUAGGAACUGUAAAGAUUAUUGAAAACUGAGGAGGAGUUUUUUUGAUUUUGUGAAUACUCAAAGACCCUAAAGUGAAGUGACUGUAUGCCAAUGUUUAUGAUCACAAAGUAUCAAAUGUAUGAAGAUAAUGGUAAUGUUGUUUAUAUGUUUUAGAGUAAAGAAAAAGUUUCACAAUGCUCUUUAUUAAAUUCUAUAAAUUUAAAUAUUUUGUUAACAUGGCAUGAGAAUGAAAUGCUAUGCAAUGUAUUAAUAAAUUCUGUGUAAUCGAAAUAAUUAUUUUGUGCCAAAU